AUGGCCCAGUCCGUGUGGGGCUACGACAGCGACAACGGACCCGAGCGCUGGCACGAAAACUACCCCCUGGCCAAGGGCGACAAGCAGUCGCCCAUUGAGAUCAACAGCAAGGAUGUGCAGCACGACUCCUCUCUCUCCUCCUGGCACGCCAGCUAUGACCCCGGGGCAGCGAAAACCAUCCUGAACAACGGGCGCACCUGCCGCGUCGUCUUCGACGACACUUUUGAUCGAUCAGUGCUGAGGGGGGGCCCGCUGAGCGGCGCCUACCGCCUGCGCCAGCUGCACCUGCACUGGGGCUCCUGCGACCAGCACGGCUCCGAGCACGUCAUCGACGGCGUCAAGUACGCGGCAGAGUUACAUAUGGUGCACUGGAACCCAAAACACGGUAAUUUUGCUGGAGCUUUAAAACAACCUGAUGGUGUAGCUGUUGUGGGAAUUUUUCUGAAAGUAAGUAGGAAAUAUUCAGUCUUUGUAAUUUUUUUAAUUCUUGAAGAAAUUGAAAACAUUAAGACGAAGGGAAAGGAGGCUCCUUUUCUGCACUUUGAUCCUUCAAUUCUUUUCCCCAAAUCUCGUGACUACUGGACCUACCAUGGUUCAUUCACCACACCCCCCUGUGAGGAGUGCAUCACUUGGAUUCUCCUGCGGGAGCCAAUUGAAGUCAGCUCAGACCAGAUGGCAAAGCUCCGUAGCCUUUCCAAGAACUCUGAGAAUGAACCUGUGAGCCCUCUUGUUGACAACUGGCGCCCACCGCAGCCCCUGAAGGGCAGGAUAGUGAGAGCCUCGUUCAAGUGA
This is a messenger RNA of Melozone crissalis (California towhee), 792 nucleotides long. RefSeq names its product carbonic anhydrase 3 (gene CA3). The transcript has 7 exons. The record is from RefSeq and is a predicted model, not a curated record. Gene Ontology annotation, molecular function: carbonate dehydratase activity; zinc ion binding. Bases 1 to 792 code for a protein of 263 amino acids. NCBI's taxonomy places the organism in Eukaryota, Metazoa, Chordata, Aves, Passeriformes, Passerellidae. Gene Ontology annotation, cellular component: cytoplasm.